Molecule: messenger RNA, 393 nt
Organism: Prunus armeniaca (apricot)
Lineage: Eukaryota; Viridiplantae; Streptophyta; Magnoliopsida; Rosales; Rosaceae
Source: the annotation of a GenBank genome assembly
AUGACAGAUUUGGGGGAAGCCUUAUACAUUUUGGGAAUCGAAAUUAGCAGAAAUAGAAAGAGAGGUUUGUUGGGACUAUCACAGAAGACUUAUACAGAAAAGAUACUCAAAAGGUUUAACAUGCAAGGUUGUGCAGGGUCAGAUGUGCCUAUUUCAAAGGGAAAUAAAUUUAAUACUAAUCAAGCACCAAAGACUGAUCAAGGAAAGCGUGAGAUGGCAGAUAAACCUUAUGCAUCAUUAGUGGGGAGUCUCAUGUAUGCACAAGUAUGCACCAGACCUGAUAUUUCUUUUACAGUAAGUGUAUCGGGAAGAUUUCAAUCAAAUCCUGGACAAGCAUAUUGGACUGAUGGUAAAAGAGUCAUGAGAUAUUUGCAAAGAACAACGGAACUAUAA